AUGCCAUCUCUGGGCUCAUCGAGCAGACAUCGUCACAAAUAAUAGAACUCGCGUGCAUGCAUUCGUUGCGUAAUUUGUGAGACUAGAGUGAACACAUUGUGAAUGAAGAUUUUUUUGAGUGCUCAAAACCCAUGGCAGACUCCAGUGUUUUCAGUGCUGAUGAACUGACCGAUAAACUUCCUCUAAAAGCAUGGAUGAUUCGUCCAUGUGCUGUCUACAAGUCUGAAUACUUGGAGUGUACAAGCACUCGGGGCAGAAUCCACCAGUAUUAUAUCAAUGGCUAUUCCAACCCAGAUUGCCACAAAUGGAAAGAAGAUUAUGAUAACUGUAUGGCCGUAGUAGAAUCAAAAUUUCCAGAAUUAGCUUCCAAAAUCAUCGAAAAUGAAGAUGCACGUCGCAGUAAACGACUAGCAGAUGCUCGGUCAAAUGAUGUUUGGGAGUACAGAAAAGAGCCCCCAGCAAAUUGGGCUGGACCUCUGCCAGAGUGGAGCAAGAAAAAUGAGAGUCAAUACUUUACUCACCAACAAGGAAUUAUUGACAGCGGUCUACAAGAACAACAAAGAAUGUGUAUCAUUUCAUAGCAGAUAGGUAGAGAUUUAAGUCAGCCGCAUCAGAUGUGGAAAGACUGUAAGCUGUGAUUCCAUUUACGGAACAAUGCAGGACUUUCAGACUUUAUUCUUAAUGAUAGCCUUUAACACUAUAGUAAGGGACGGUUCAUAUUCCUACGUCUGUGGGGAGGUUAGCAAUACAUUUGAAUAGGCGAAACAGGAAUAGGCGAAACAGGAAUUAGGCGAAACAGGAAGUAGGUGAUCAGGAAUAGGCGAAUAAGGAAUUAGGCGAAACAGGAAUAGGCGGAACAGGAAUAGGCGAAACAGGAAUACACCCUUUAUACCACAGCUGUAUAUUAAGUAUCAGUAAAUGCUGUUCGCUAUUGAAUAUACAAUACAAUUCACAGCUUCACCACUAGGGGGCAUUUCCUGAAAACACAAAAGUUCCUGGUGAAUUCCUCAAGGGAAUUUGAUAAAAUUCAUAUGAUUAGUGUGGAUACAUUAUAAUUGGUUAUUCGGAAAUAACUGCCCAGUGUUAGAUUUUAAGGUUUUUUCACAGGUUGUCAGCACGGCAACCACCUGCAUGAGCUCAGGUGGUCCUCCUGAAUCUGAAGGCUAUUGGCCGAACUUACCCGAUGCUUAAGUGACACUAGCGCCACAAAAUUACAUUAAAUAACUUGACUGCCGACCCUACUGGUUGAAAAUUGAACUACGAUGCCAGCACCCGGAGUGAUGCGAUUAAAUAUGAACAUAGACCCUAGUGCAAUGAGCACAAAUCCUUGACACGAUCGGCUGAUUCAUUUUUCAUGUACGGAAAUCGGCUGAUUUUAGUAGUUGUUUUUAAGCAAAUGUUUGUCAAAUGACAGGUUGCCUGCUUGAAAAGCAGUGCUUAUGUGCAAAAAAACGUACUUGUCCACCGGGCGAGCCUGUAAGCAAGGCUGGGUCAUCCAUCACAAAAUUGGGGCGCCCGGGCAAAGGGACGACUGGGAAAAUCCAACACUGCUACAUUCAUUGCGUCAAUACCAGUUCUGAAGCAAGUCUUACUUUUGAGGGGGUUGGGGAGUGCUGAAAAGGAGGUCAUUAUGGGCACUUUUUGGCUCACCGUUCGGCGAGUCUAUACAAUACCGCUGUGUCCGUCGUCGUAUCCUGGGCACAUUUCUUAACCGCUAGGGCUAGAUGGCUAAAACUUGGUGUGAUGGUAGCUUUGGGCAAUAUGCCGAGGCGUAUUUUUCUUUUUCGCGAUAUGGCCUACUUUCUGGCCUCCAGGUGGCCAUCUUGGAAAUUGGUUUUUUGCCUUUUUGAAGCUAAUGGUUGUACGUAGAGUGACAAAAUUUUUAUUGUGUGUGUAUCUAAUAAGGUUAAAUGACAUAUCACCCGGGUUUUUGAUUUGACCUACUUUUCAAGGUCACAGAGGUCAAAGUUCACUAAAUCACCGAUUGGUGGCACGUUUCGUUUCUAUUUGAGCUAGAAGGUUCUAAACUUCUGAGGACAUAUAUCUAGGGACCCUCUAUUGUAUUCCCAAAAUUUGUCCCGCUCGGACUUCAAAUAUGGCCGCCAGGCAGCCAUCUUAAAAAUUAAACAAAGUCAGAUUGAAACCAAAUUUCAUGUGAUUGUAUAUCUUUGUACUCUCUACAAUGUCCCUAAUUUUCAGUCAAAUCCAUUGACCAAUAUGGCCGCCAGAUGGGCCAUCUUGAAAAUUAAACAAAGUCCCAUUACUCCAAAAGUAAUGAUCAGAUUGCAACCAAACUUUAUGUUAUUAUGUAUCUAUGUACUCUUAUCAAUAUCUCUAAUUUUCAGUCAAAUCCCAUGACAAAUAUGGCCGCCAGGCCGCUAUUUUGAAAAUCCAGCGAAGUCCUAUUACUCCUAAACUGUUGAACAGAUAUCAACCAAUUUCCAUGUGACAUGUACACUCUUCAAUAACCCUGAAAUUUAGUCAAAUUUAUAACCAAAAUGCUAUAGUUAGAUGGUACCGGUUAUUUUCUUUUGUACCAUUGAGCCAAGAAGAAUAAUAUUAUUCGAUGGAAUCAAAACUGGUGAAACGAGUCAGAAACUGUUCUCCUCAUAUCCACUGCAAAUGACAUGCAUUACAUUACUCGAGGUGAGCACAUGGUUCCUGGACCAUUUCAUUCUUUCUUUUCAAUCAGAGAAAUAAAAUACAGCUGGGGCAAAGUGAUCUUUUCUCAGUUGAUUCAGCAAGCUCUGGUCUUGUUGCAAAAAAACUUAUUGAGCUACAUGUAUCUCUGAUUCUUUUCCUGUGGGUUGGGGUGGGUGUUGGGGUGUGAAACUGUGGCGCUAAAGGUGUUUAAUUUUCUCUGUAGGAGGCAGACAGAUAAAAAAUUUCAAAAAUUUGUACAGAUAUCUGAUGAUGUGUUUUAAAUAUCUCGUGUUAAUUUCAGCACAGUGGUUAUUUGAAUUUAUCAAAAAGAUUGAUGACAUUUGUAGGAUGCAUCAAAAGUCAUUGCAUCAGUGAUUUACAAUUUUCUUUAAAAAAUGUGCCACAUAUGUUUGACUGCUACUGAUGUGACGUCAUCAUUAUGUCUAAGCGCUUGGGUUUUAUAGAUUAGUCACCUACACAUACUUUUAUUCAGAUAAUGGGCCAUAUAUUCUCAAUUUAUUAUUAAUGCACUAUAAACCUUUAUAUUGAUAGACUAUCUUGGAUAAAAAUAUGAAGUUUGAUAGGGAAUUUUCAAUAAAAGUGUCCUAAAUUUCAGGGCUUUAGAUAACGGGCGUAUGGGUGUAUAUACGCCUGUGGAAAAGAGCAAUACGCCAGGUUUUCUGGGCCAAAAACGUAUUGUGACACCCCCUAAAUGAACAUCUGAUUUCAGCGUAUGCUUUCUAAUAUAUCUGAAGGUGUAUUCUGACUUCCAAAAAUCCCGAGUCCCAAUGUGUUUGGCGUCAAACUUAAAACGUUCACCGCCCGCCCGCCUCACACUCCUCAGCACGGCCGGUGUAGAAGUUUUAACUGUCCCCUGGUAAAAAUGUCCCCUGGAUACUAAGUCCCAGGAAAAAAUGUCCUAGGUUAUUUUAUUCUGGGGAAAAAUGUCCGGGUGGGCAAUUUUACCUAGGGGAGAUUGUCCAGGGUCUAGGAAAAUAUGUCCGUUAUGGACUUCUUUUCCCAGUAAUAUCUGUCCAUGUGAUCGAAAUCCCUUGCUAGUUGUUAUCAAUUUUUUAAAUGAUUUACCUACUCUUUUGAGUCUUAUUUUAACAAAACUCACAACAAUAGUGAAUUUACAACGCAGACAGUUGAUUACGAUGCAAUUCAAUGCAUAAACAUCAUUGUCAUGGACAUUGAAACCAGCUGAGUUAAAGGGGGAGUAUAUGUGACCUUCGUCCGUUUGCCUGAAUACCCCAUCGCUGGCCUUGAUUAUCGCUCACAAUCAAUCUAGUGUGGUCGCGAGGGGAUUGCGAGAGGGCAAAUCCCUACUGACAUUGGGGUAACUGGCCAUUUAAGGGUAUACGAGUCGUAAAUAAAGAAAUGAGGAAAUAUUCAUUCAAUGCUAAUACGCAGUUUUUAUUCCAGCUAUAAAAUUACUGCUUGUACAGCUUAAGUGCGCUGCCAUUUAUGGCCCCCUUCAUUUUCUCCCCUUUUGAAUUCUGUAACAUGUAACCGUUACUUCUUGUUCUCCCUACGAUGGUGAAUGGUCCCAACCAGGGCUCCUCUUUUUUGCCUCCUUUCCUAUCGCUUCUUCUGAGGUUUUUCUUUAGAACUACUGUUCCAACAGCUAGAUCCUGAAAUGAGUGAUUAUAAUACGAACUGUUGAAAAAGUUGUGAUGUUAUGUUGAAGCAAAGUGUUUUAUUGGCAAUGAAACAUAUAUUCCAAUACUUGGAUUUUAAAGUCCUACUUAUAUCUUUAUGAUAACAUCUUCCCGUUGCGUUUCACUUCCACGUUAGGCGUCUUAGUAGAGAAAAUCAUCAAUGAUCAACAGAAUUAUUUCUUGUUAUUUCGACCACUCACCGCUUGCGCUUUUCGCCUAGCGUCGUAAUUUCUCUUUUGUUGCCCUUGUGCCUUCUCAAUAUUGUCCAGAACUUUCUUCCCCUCUACUUUUCUAACUUUCAUUGCUUUUUCAACAACAUCUUCCGCUACUCCAUUGCCAUUCUCUGCGCCAGUAUUAUCUCCUUCAAUAACAUCCUCUGGGAGGGUCAGUUCUCUGUAAAGGUAUGUAGAUAUACAAUAGAACUUGUCAACCUAACACACAAAAUAAUCGAAGGUACCAGGUCGAUGCGUGAUAUUUUGAACUGAAAUAUCGUUGGAUGAUUGGUCACUAUUAGCAAUAAUGGAGCGGGACAAGGUUCCAGAUGUACCAUACUAAAUAUAGACAGCUUACCUCCCGCACAUGAGAAAAAAGGGUGUGUACUUCGUUGAUGCGUGCUUGGAUGUAUUGUAAGCGAAAACGCAUUCUUCCAGCUGCUCAUCCCAAUACACAGCCCCAAAAGUGGUGUUACCUUAACACUCAAAAUGAGUGUGCCUAGAACACCCAUUUGUAGUGUAGACAACCACCCAACACCCAUUAUUGGUGUCCAAUUUUGAACACCACAGACAAGUGUCGGGCCCAACACCGAUAUUAGGUGUCCAAUUUUGAACACCACAGACAAGUGUCGGGCCCAACACCCAUAUU
Molecule: messenger RNA, 5165 nt
Organism: Lineus longissimus
Lineage: Eukaryota; Metazoa; Nemertea; Pilidiophora; Heteronemertea; Lineidae
Product: synaptic plasticity regulator PANTS-like
Exons: 5
Coding region: 132-581 (149 amino acids)
Source: RefSeq, a predicted model, not a curated record